AUGGAGGUGAAGAGCAGGGAUGGCGGCCGCGAGCAGACAGGAUCCAGCUCAUCCUCAGGUACCAUUGUCUCAACCACCUACUGCUGCACAUCUAGCGGUAGCGGCUCUCAUCUGUCCUCUAGCUCUAUGGACGCCGCCGCAAGACACCCUAGCUUUCUGCUCCUCGAUAAAGACGACAACGUUUCUUGGGGAGAAACUCAGGAGGCGAAGAUGCAGCACAUCAGAAGCCUGGUCCAGGAAUUCGUCGCUGCGUCGUCAUCGGUGAAUUGCAGCGUCAGAGGCAGCGACAUGGGUGCCCCUGUCGUGGAGAGGUGGCUCACGGAGUUGGGCGUCGGCUGGGUUCUCCACCUCCCUAGCAGUGCAUCUGCAUGUGAACUGGAGCAUACGUCUGAUGUUGCAAGGACCAGCUGGAUCCAGGCCCUCAGAGAAAUCGUGGACACCGUUGGCCUCACGGAGUCCCUAUUUCCGGAUGACGGCCUCGUGGACCUGGACAUGGACAUGCCUAGUAUUUUUGAGGAACAAGAAGAAGAAGAAGAAGAAGGAGAAGAAGAGGCUGAGGCUGUGAGUUCAGUUCCGGAUGGUCAAUUCCAGUUUGCACGGUUUAUCCAAGAAACCAUGUUGAAAAUGCUCUCUUUUGUUGACGUCAUAGUUGCUAUGGCUAUAGAUCCCAAUGGCAAUAAUGGGGUCUCGGCACUAUACCAGAUGCUGAAUGUCCUGCUGCCUGUGCGCGGUGCUCUGUCCGAAGCCUUAUCUGAGAUGGGAGAGGUGUCAUUCCUCCCGGCACCGCCCUCUCGGGAAGUUGAAAGGUUGUUGCGUGCAAAGAAUGGCAAUGCACGCGAUGCCAUAUGGAGCACAAUGGAGCGGAUUAGGACUCUUAUCUUGUUGGAGGGCAUUCAAACUCCACAUGGAACAUCGGACAUUCACAGGGUGACCCGGUCAGUAAUGGGCUAUAUCAACUUCCUGCUGAAUAACUACUCGACAUUGCAUCCAAUUGUAUCUGAAACAGCUGGCCUUGUUAAGCGAGUACAUCAGAAUGGAGGUCAACAACAUUUGGACAUCCUGGCCAUGGAGAUCGCGUCCUGUCUUGAAGAAGAGCUUGCCAAAAUUUCAGAAUCAUUUCCAGACCAAGCCCUCUUAUCUAAAGUCGAGCGCUACAUGGAGAGGUAUCUACAAGUGUCUUGGGCACCGUUGUUGACGUGCUUGUUCGAUCCUACACCUCUUUGCUUGUUCGGUUACUCACUGGCCCUCCCCAAGUUCGAGUCUGAACUUCAGAAGACGUACACCACUCAAAAGUUAUGGAAGGUCCCAGAUCCUGAGCUGAGGACAAGACUUCGCACAGCUAUCAUCGACAAAAUCAUUCCGGUCUACACAAAAUACGUAGAGGAUAACAAAACACCCCGACCGCUGCUCUCCUUCCUCGUCCUCCCCACUCCGGAACCCAAAUCGCCUAGAUCCGCCUCAUCCGCCAUCGCUCCUCACCACCAAGCACCAGAUCCGCACUCCCCACCACCUGAUCUACGUCUUGAUGGGUCACAGUCUGCUACGCAUUCAAGUUCCAUCGGCCUCGAAGACCCCGAAGCAAACCAGCGACCGCCGGCAUCAGCAUCCCAGGGGGCGCCCCAAGAGCUCAAUCCUAUUCCGGCAAGUCCAACGGAGGUCAACCAUGAGCUGCAGGAGAGAGCAUGGGCGCUGCUCCCGGAUUUGGCAAGAGAUUUGAGCAAGCUCAAAGACCAGCGGCCGUGCUCCGAUGCGGAGGCAAGGGAGAACCGCAGGCGCGGGCUAGGAAGCCUCUGUACGGCUGGACGCACCCGUGUCGGAUUGUUCGCUGGACUAGGAACGAAUAAACGCCCGUGGAAAUGGAAUUUGGCCUUGCAACUGUACGUCGAGUUGGACAGAGAGAAAAUAGAGGAUGGCGGCGAGCAGAUAAAGCACAUCAAAAGCCUGAUCCAACAAUUCUUUGGUGCGCCGUCGGCGAGUCAUCACAGCAUCAUCGGUGGCGACGUGAGUGCCCUAGAGAGGUGGUUCACGGAGCUGGACGUCGCCUGGGUUCUCCACCUCGAUGAUGGUGUUGGUGCACCUCCAAAUGCACGGGUCUGGAUCCGGUCUCUUGACGUAAUAAUAGAAACCUUCCGUUACACCGCGCGUCGCUCUUUCCGAAACUUGGCUCCAUCUCUAUGA
Miscanthus lutarioriparius is the source of this 2178-nucleotide messenger RNA. The record is from the annotation of a GenBank genome assembly. NCBI's taxonomy places the organism in Eukaryota, Viridiplantae, Streptophyta, Magnoliopsida, Poales, Poaceae.